Messenger RNA from Capronia coronata CBS 617.96, 171 nucleotides. RefSeq lists its product as uncharacterized. The record is from RefSeq and is a predicted model, not a curated record. The transcript is spliced from 2 exons. Lineage: Eukaryota; Fungi; Ascomycota; Eurotiomycetes; Chaetothyriales; Herpotrichiellaceae. The annotation marks the transcript as partial.
GAUACUGUCGGCAACACCAUCUCAGGCGUGGGCCAGGGCGUGGGCAAGACCGUGGGUGGCGCGACUGAAGGUCUCGGAAACACCACCAAAGCCGUAGGCGAUACUGCCAGAGGUGCGACCGAUUCGGUUGGAGGCAAGAAACAGUCAGGGGAUAAUCCGCUUGGAUUGUGA